AUGUUGACUCUGCGAUUCAUCGUCGCCGUUGGAGCAUCGUGCCUCUUGAGGCUCGCUGGCGCGCAGUCGUUGGCUGAUGCUCCACAGUGUUCUACGAAGUGUCUUUUUCAGGCAAUGAGCCAGCCUGCAUUUGCGAACCAGUCGCAGGCGGAAUUAUGUGUCGACGAAGGCUUCAACAACUUUGUCGGGAGUUGCGUGCAACAAGGAUGUAGCGUGGUCGAGUCCCUGAUUGCAUUUGCCGCCUUGAUCCCGUUCAUAGUUUUGAUUCAGUACAUGAUACCGCAAGGUCUAGGGCUUGAUAUCUGGGUUCUCCACGACUAUCAGAUUACUACCUUUCUCAGGUACCUCUUAAUGGUCCAAACACUCUACGUCUUCAUCCUCUCCAUCGUAAAGGCAUCUAUUCUCCUGUUCUUCCUCCGCAUCUUUCCGGACAAGAAAUUCAGGAUCGCAGUCUGGUGGACGCUAGCCUACGACCUCUUCGUCGGAUUCAUAUUCAUCGUAUUCAGCUUCGUCCAGAGACAGCCUACAUGGCUCAUCUGGGAGGGCUGGCGUGACAAGGAACCCCGUGGAGUCAUCCUCGACCUCAACAAAAUGGGCUUGUCACAUGGCGGCAUGAACAUCGCGCUCGAUGUCUGGAUGCUCAUUCUGCCGUUGACACAGCUCUAUAAGUUGAACCUCAAGAUGAAGAAGAAGCUCGGAAUCAUUGCCAUGUUCAGUGUUGGUAUCUUCCUCACGGUAGUUAGUGUUGUCCGCCUUCGCAGCCUGAUUUCAUUCGCGACAUCCGCAAAUGCGACAGCUGAUGCGCGUGGGACCACGAUCUGGUCUGCCAUUGAGAUCUGCACUGGCGUAGUGGUUGCCUGCAUGCCCAAUGCAAGACAGAUUGUGCGUGAGACUGGCCGGCAAAUCAAGGAUGCAUCGGCAAACCUCACGAACAGGACGCAUGGAACGAAUUCGGGGUCGCAGCGAGUCUUCCAAGACCAUUCGCUCGAGAUGCGGGUGGCAGUGAACUCUUCGGGCGCCAAAUCAGCGCCAACAGAUAAGUGCAGUUACAGUUCUACCACUGCCAUCAAUUCCGGGAGGAGGAAUUCGAGCUUUACAAGCGAUGCGGAGACAGCAAGAAAAGACUUGAUGUAA
Molecule: messenger RNA, 1134 nt
Organism: Colletotrichum tamarilloi
Lineage: Eukaryota; Fungi; Ascomycota; Sordariomycetes; Glomerellales; Glomerellaceae
Exons: 7
Coding region: 1-1134 (377 amino acids)
Source: RefSeq, a predicted model, not a curated record